This is a messenger RNA of Seminavis robusta, 744 nucleotides long. The record is from the annotation of a GenBank genome assembly. NCBI's taxonomy places the organism in Eukaryota, Bacillariophyta, Bacillariophyceae, Naviculales, Naviculaceae.
AUGGAUAAGGAGGAUACCGGUACUACCCAGGUCUGUGCAGAAAAAGAUGCCGUUCAGGAAAUAUUGCACUCCCUGUAUCAACAGCAGCUACAACAACGACAAACCAGGAACGCUGUUGGUGAACAACAACAAUCCAGGAAUGCUGGUGAUGCUACUAUUAAACAUGGUGACGUCUCCGACGCUCACCAGCAUGUUAAAGAAGACACUUCUGACGUAGAGAUGAUCACCUUUAGCAAGGGCAUCAAGGAAGCCUCCAGGCCACAAGAGACUGAUCACGCUGGUGACGUACAGAGAACCAGACUUCCGCCAUGGCACGGACUUACGGCGUUGGAGAUAUCAGAUUCGAUAUUUUUUCCAGAUGGACAAAAAGAAAUCUCUCCAGCGCCAGACAGAGGGCCACAAAGAGUGUCACAAAGUUAUGUGCGCGUCCCCGUGCCUGGUGCAUAUUCGGUCAGUGGGCCUUUUGCUGGUCAAAAUAGCAACGAAGAUCAGUUACCUGAAGAACCCCAAGCACCCAUCGAUGCUGCUGUAUCGAGGGAGUUCGAUGAAGAAGAUUUCGACUUCAUUGACAGUGCAGAGCCAAGGUUAUCCAGCGAGAGAUCAAGGCAAUACUGGAGGCUUAGGUUGCUCCGUGUCCUUUCACUGGAGGUCAACGUAGUUCUCAUGGCAGUGUUUGCGGUCCUGCACAAUUUUGGCGGUGUCUAUGAGAGGGCACAACAACAACAGUCUACCAACAGCCAUUGA